CCUCCCCCCUGCGCGUAACGUGUGAGCAGGCUCCACCACUGCCUCCUAUAAACAUGUUGUUGACGCCACAGCCGGUCAGAGAUACAUGGUCGGCCUGCACUGUCCCCUCUGGCGCGCUCUAGGACAACAGCAUGUUUGCAGAUAGGCGACGGCUGCUGCUGCGAGCUGAGCUGAGCAUCGGUGCCUUUAAAGCCUUGUGAGUGCGCCUCUGCCAGAGCCCGCACUCAACUUCCCACAAGUACAGAGCUACCUUAACCAGAAAGGCUUUGGCUCACCUACACAGCAAGACUGAUGGAAUACUAACUAUGGAAUACCACUGGAUACUGCUGUUUGUUUUUUUACAGCUAACCUUCCCUUCAGGCAACACCAAGCCCUCCAUCAUUCCAGCUACGUCCCAACUUGUGGUGCAGUUCAACAAAGCCUUCGAGCUGCAUUGCUUGAGUGAUAACAAGACAUACUGGAGGCGAGAGGAACGACCAAAACCAAUGAGAGCAAAGCAGACCAAUGGGAAGCUGACGGUGCUUGUUCCAAGAGCUUUCCCUUCAUCAAUGGGCCGCUACAUCUGUGUGGACGAGGGCACCAAGGAGCAAGCGUCCAUCUACGUCUUUGUGAAGGAUCCCGAUAAUCCUUUCAGACAAUCAUUGGUGAACAAAAUUCUCACUCGUGAGGGGGACGCGGCUUCCAUCCCCUGCCGAGCAACAGAUCCAAGUCUCAGCAAUCUGAUCCUGGAAACAUGUUCCGGAAGACCCCUGGACUCCAGCCUCCAGUUCACUGCAGACCUGGAGCGAGGCAUCCUCAUCAACAUCGCGAGAAAGGCUCAUGCAGGGUGCUACGUGUGCACAGGGACACUCCAUGGAAAGAGCGUGAAAUCGCAGCAGUACUAUCUGACAGUCAAACCAGUGCCUAAUGAGCCUCCCAUGGUCGAGAUGCAUCAGCCUACACAAGUGAUUCGGACGCGCAAUCAGACUCUGUCUCUCACCUGCAACACCACUAAUGUCAAUGGAGAGAUCGCCUUGAAUUGGACCGUCCCACCUGGCUCGGGUGCCGUCUGGUAUCCACAGCAACCAGCAAAGGUUGAUGGCACUUCACGUAUCCAGACGGAGGAUUUCACUCACACGCGCAGCUCCACGUUGCACAUUGCAGCGGUGCGGCCUGAAGACUCAGGGAGCUACAAAUGUGAAGCCAGGAACGAAAAAGGAGUCAGCACAAAGUCGGUGUGGCUCGAAGUUUACGAGAGAGGAUUCAUCAGCUUGACUCCUACAGUCAACAGGACAUUCCAUGUCCGCGCCGGCGAGAGUUUGUCUCUGAAAGUCAGCAUGCACGCAUACCCGAGCCCGCACACCAUCUCCUGGAGCUUCAAGAACCAUGAACUGAAGAACACGAGUGACCAUGUCAUCAGCACGACAAACAGCAAUGGAUACAGUUACAGCAGUGAGCUGCGGCUGGUCCGGCUCAAAAUGCCAGAGGGUGGUGUUUAUACCUUUCAAGCCUCCAAUGGUGACGCAUCAGUAAAUGAGACCUUCACCAUCUAUGUGAUCAGUAAACCAGAGAUUGUUUACCAUGAAGGUCCGGUGGAUGGGCGUGUGCACUGUAGAGCUGAGGGCUUCCCUGCUCCCCAGAUCAAGUGGUAUUACUGUGAGAAAACACAUGUCAGGUGCUCCAAGCAAGUGAACGCCACCCAAGAAAAAAAGAACGUCGUCACCGUCACAUUAUCCAGCUCCAAAUUUGGGAUGCAAGGGGUGGAGAGUUGGGUGAACAUCAGCAGGGGACGGUUCAACUUCCUGGAGUGUUUGGCUACAGGAAGUGACGAAUGGGAUCAAGACUUCUUACUCUUUUCUAUCAACGAGAGAAGUACUCCCCAUGAGCUCUUCACGCCUCUGUUAAUUUGCACAGUGUCUGCAGCAAGCAUCCUCUGCCUGAUCCUCAUUGUGCUGUUCUACAAGUACAUGCAGAAACCCAAAUACCAGAUUCAGUGGAAAGUCAUCGAUGGCAUCUCUGGGAACAGCUACGUGUACAUUGACCCCACACAGCUGCCGUACGAUCACCAGUGGGAGUUUCCAAGAAACAACCUGCGUUUUGGGAAGACACUGGGAUCUGGUGCGUUUGGAAAAGUGGUGGAAGCCACAGCGUACGGGCUCUCCAGGACAGACUCAGUCAUGACCGUUGCUGUGAAAAUGCUUAAAGCGAGUGCUCACGCCACAGAGAAGGAGGCUCUGAUGUCAGAGCUGAAGGUCCUCAGUUACUUAGGAAACCACAUGAAUAUCGUCAACCUGCUGGGGGCCUGCACAGUUGGAGGCCCCACACUGGUGAUCACAGAGUACUGCUGCUUUGGAGACCUUCUCAACUUUCUACGCAGGAAGAGAGAGUCUUUUAUCAACUUUAAGCUUGAGGAGGACUCCUACUACCGCAACAUCAGCCAACAGAUAGUUAGAGAUGGCGACAGCUUGAACGGCUACAUGACCAUGAAGCCUUCUAGUGCUGGCAACACGCCGCUCAGCCCAUCCCCGGAGAGGAGACGCUCUCUGCGCAAAGAUGGGGAUGCAGAUGAAGAGUGUGAGCUGUUUGGUGGAGACGGGUUGGCCCUCGACACUGAAGAUCUUCUCAGUUUCUCCUAUCAAGUGGCUAAAGGCAUGGAGUUCUUAGCUUCAAAAAACUGUAUUCACAGAGAUCUUGCUGCCAGAAACAUCCUGUUAACUCAAGGAAAAGUGGCCAAAAUCUGUGAUUUUGGCCUCGCCCGUGACAUCACCACAGACUCCAACUAUGUGGUCAAAGGCAACGCCCGUCUGCCGGUGAAAUGGAUGUCCCCAGAAAGUAUCUUUGAGUGUGUGUACACAUUCGAGAGUGACGUGUGGUCCUAUGGAAUCCUGCUGUGGGAAAUCUUCUCUCUGGGAAACAGCCCGUAUCCUGGUAUGCCGGUGGAUGCCAAGUUCUACAAACAGAUAAAAGAGGGUUACAGAAUGGGGGCUCCAGAGUUUGCACCCAGUGAAAUGUAUGAGGUUAUGAGCUCCUGCUGGAAGGCUGAGCCCUUCAACAGACCCCCCUUCAGAAAGAUUGUGGAGAGCAUUGAGCAGCAGCUGACAGGCUCCACUAAGCAUAUUUAUCUGAACUUCAGCUCCAGCCUCCCUGUGAUGUUUGGAGCCAGGAAUGAGCCCAGUUCUCAGAGCCCAGCAUUUCAAAGUCUCAACUCAGUCAGCAAUCACAACAAUCCCACACAGCCCUUACUGCUCCAGCAUGAGGUCUUCUUGGAGGGAACAGCCCUGGAAGCCCAGUGGGUGUAGGGACCCACCAAACAUGGUUGACUGCCUCGCAAAGUGCCUGUUAUGUUCUGCCACAAACCGCUCAACCACUACAGGAAUCCACCACCCUAACAUGAGGAACAGGGGUCUUCUAUCACCGCCGUAAUCGCUGUGGCUUAACAGGAAGACUGUGAAGGACAAACAAACAGCUUUUUCUCUCUUCCUGCUGAGCACAGGGACGACACUCAGACUAACGCUCCCCUGAUCCUCACAGAGAACGCUCAAGACACCAAGGAGGGUGGAGUACGUGCUACAUUUAUUUAUCACUGUCAAAGUAUAUUGUUUCUCUUUUUUUUUUUCUCCAGCUACAUGCUCCCACAUUUUUCAUAAGGAUGUUUUUUGGCAGUCCGUCUGCAACAGAGUUAUUUUUUCUGAUUGUUUUAUUUUUCUUUUCUUUUUACGUUUUGUUUUUUUGGUUAUUUUUUGCUCUUGUUCUAUCAUGGGAACUUAAGUAGCAUUUUCAGUUUGGCUGGUUGUUGGAGGAUGAAAAAAAGCACUUGAGGCACUUGAACUUUACAUUAUCUCAUACACCACGUAGUGCACCUUUUUAUUUAAUUUUUCUCUUCUUGUUUCUUUUGUUUUUUGUUCAUGAUAACGGUAUUAUAUCCAAAGGUUCAGACCAGUGCUGUGUAGUGGAUACUUUUUUGGGGGCCAAUUUACAUUGUGGUAUGGAAAUACUAAUGCAUAAGCUAUUAGACAGCACGGUCAAUCAUUGGUCUGUAUGUGCUUCAAUGUGAUUUUUUUAUGUUGAGUGUCACUAACUAGAGAGCAAAUUGAUGUCUGGACCUUGUUAAUACACAUUUUUACUCCAUACACACAGUUGUCUUCAGAUAUGAAGUUUCAAUACUGUACGGUACGCUAGCUUUUAUUUAUAUUUACUUAUAUCCCACCCAUCUUCAACAACUAGACGUGAAGCGCAAGAGUUAAAAUAUUUCAUUGGAAAACUAUUUCAGCUUUUAAACCAUCAUUUUUUCUUGUGAAAAAAAAUUCUGAUGGAAAAAGUCUUGAGUGAUUUCAUUAAGAAGAAAUACCCCAGACUGCCAAUAUUUUUUAAGUCUUAAAAAAAUCUAUGUAAUUUAUUCACCUUCUUCAUGAACCAAGGUUAUGGAGUCGAAUCAGCGUCAGAUUAAAGCAAACAAAAAAAAAAAAAGAUUGAAAAUUUGAAAAAAAUCGACAUUGUAA
Molecule: messenger RNA, 4478 nt
Organism: Oryzias melastigma (Indian medaka)
Lineage: Eukaryota; Metazoa; Chordata; Actinopteri; Beloniformes; Adrianichthyidae
Gene: kita
Product: KIT proto-oncogene, receptor tyrosine kinase a
Exons: 21
Coding region: 306-3278 (990 amino acids)
Biological process (GO): multicellular organism development; Kit signaling pathway; protein phosphorylation
Cellular component (GO): signaling receptor complex
Molecular function (GO): ATP binding; cytokine binding; transmembrane receptor protein tyrosine kinase activity
Source: RefSeq, a predicted model, not a curated record